UUUGAUAAUGUGUCACAAUUCCAUGGAACGAAUGGAAUAUGUUCUUUGAAUUUUCCUAUGGACUCCGGAAUUUUUGGUCUUGUUCUUCUUCUUCUUCAUCUUCGUCGCCUUAGAGUUUUAGACAUUGGGCAUUUUUUUUUGUAUAUUGAAAAUGGAAUGUCAAUCUCCGGCUCUUGGAAUAUUCUGAGAGUAUAAUUUGAGGUAGUUUUCUGGCUGUGUUUUCUUUGUUUGUUUCCGGAGCAAAUUAGCCAGAAAUGGCUUGUUUGGACUUUGUAAUCCUGAAGGUGAAUGGCGUCGAUGUGAGUGGUUUCAGCCAUGAAGAAGCCAUUAGGGUCUUCCUGACAGCCCAUGAACCCAUCACAGUUGAGGUUAAGAAGAGACUGAGUGGUCAGAGGAAGGCUGAACCAAUGCGAAGUCCCCGGAAAGUGUCUGUUGCUGUUCAAACGGACACCACGGAGGAAGAGGAAGAAGAGGACGAGGAUGAAGAGGAAGAAGAUACCAAUGUCCUGGCUGAAGAUGAAGAGGAACCACUGGAGGAACUUGAAGAGGAUGAUGUUGACAUUGAAGAGGUUACACUGCGAAAGAGUGAAUGUAGUGAACGUAUUGGAUUGACUGUGACGUAUGUAGCACCAGCAAGAUGCUCAACAAUUCCACCUGAUCCCCAUCCCACCGAAGUCUACAUCAGCAAUAUCACACCAGACAGUGUUGCUGCCCGUGAUGGACGCCUCCGGCAAGGUGAUCAGAUACUUCAGGUAAAUGGAUGCGAUGUUAGUGACAAGGAAGAGACUGAAUCACUUUUUGCCGAAAAUCCAAAUGCUGUGACACUUUUGGUGAGUCGAUGUGCUCCAUUUGUUGGAUCACCGGCUGCUACAAUGACCACAGUUACAAGUGAAAUUGAUGCAUUGCGCCUAAUGAGACGCCAAACAGAUGAAGAACACAUCUACGAGACUAUUCCAGAAGAUGAUACUGAUCCAGAACCAAUUUACUGUUCGCCACAUGAUUCAGAAAGUGAUCGUGGUGGAGCUAGAUUGGCAUUUGAGGUGCAAAAGGAUAAGGUGAUCCUUGGUCAAAUAGACAAAUGGCGCUGGUGGCGUCCACCGUCUGGUCAUCACUAUGUCGAAUUGCCGGAGAGUCCGAAGCGUGAGAUGGCAACAUCAGUUAGUGCACAGGAAGUGGCAAAAUGUGCCGCUAGGGUGCGCAAUAGUACAUCAACAGCAACACUUCCGGCAUCUGGGACUAUUUACACAAGUCCAGCCAAUCUUGAGAGUGCCAUAGCACUUCAGGAGCGCCUCUAUCGACGUGCCCUGGAGCGUCAUGAAGUGCCAUCGACGGGGACGGCAACAGUGACAAAUGAUACGCCAAUGGAAUGGAAAGUAAAGAGGCGACACGAUGGUACACGUUAUAUCGUUCGGAGGCCCAUCGAUACUCGUCGUCACAGUCGAACAAGAUGGCGCCGACGCCAUGACAGAGGUCGCACUCCGGAUUCACCGAAGAGACCUCUGGCGGAAACUGUUGGCCUAUUGUCUGUGACAAUUGUUUAGUGAAAAAAAAAGUAAAAGAGGCAAUAAAACAUUUAAAAAGAAAAGAAAACAAAUAGAAAACUAA
This is a messenger RNA of Phlebotomus papatasi, 1605 nucleotides long. RefSeq lists its product as uncharacterized. Gene Ontology annotation, molecular function: protein binding. The record is from RefSeq and is a predicted model, not a curated record. Lineage: Eukaryota; Metazoa; Arthropoda; Insecta; Diptera; Psychodidae. Bases 255 to 1541 code for a protein of 428 amino acids. The transcript is spliced from 3 exons.